AUGACAGCCUCAGCACUGAACAUCCCACUGUCCAUGGUGGUUUUCGUGAUCGGUGCCAUCAUUAUAGGAGCACAGGGUGCCCCAAGAAAGGAGCACCACAGCGGUUAUCACAAAGGCCAGGAACCUCCGUUAUACCGCCUGAUACUGGACCAUCAGCCCAAGGCUCCAUCCAUCCCCAUUCGCUCCAUCAACAACGACUCCAUCUCUCCAUGGGAGUACUUAUACACUCAUGAUGACAGCCUAAUUCCUUCACACAUCGCUGAGGCCAAGUGUCUGCUCAGUGGAUGUUUAAACAUGAGUGGAGUGGAGACCCGAGAUAUGGAAUCCAGACCCAUCUUCAAGCAGAUUUUGGUUCUCAGGAAGGUGCGCGGAGACCAGAACAACUAUUACUUCCAACUGGAGUAUAAAACCAUAUCAGUCGGAUGCACUUGUGUUCGACCAUACGUUGAGCAGGUCUGA
Molecule: messenger RNA, 459 nt
Organism: Electrophorus electricus (electric eel)
Lineage: Eukaryota; Metazoa; Chordata; Actinopteri; Gymnotiformes; Gymnotidae
Gene: il17a/f1
Product: interleukin 17a/f1
Biological process (GO): inflammatory response
Cellular component (GO): extracellular region
Molecular function (GO): cytokine activity
Source: RefSeq, a predicted model, not a curated record